UACUUUUUGCCCCUCAGGGAGUGGGUUAAAAGGUGUGCAACCUCAGGGAAACCUGAGGUGGCCAGAAAAGCUAGUCAGACCUAUUUGGCUAGCAUUAAGAAAACGUGGCUCGUGAUAAGGAAAGAUACCAUAAAGAUCUGUCCUCACGGAGCACUGCGAAUGAUCGGAGACGAGAUGCCUUAUGGAUGCAGGAAAAGUCAGGAUCCGGCCCAUAAUGCUUGGUCAAAGAACGUGCCCGUCGUAUACGAUAUACUGAAAUGGUUCAUUGUGGAGACAGCUCACCAGAUCCUCUUUGAUAAGGGAGACAAUUUUGUUUACAAUGGCCCUUUGCUGUUGUUCAAGGAUGAGCAUUUUGAAUGCCUUCGGAAUGCAGAGGCUGUCGUGGAGCUGGUGUGGGAAGAUCAUCGCACGGUAGAGUCGGUGGUAUCCUCAAUCGAACUGGAUCAAUGGGACUAUUAG
Molecule: messenger RNA, 459 nt
Organism: Aspergillus novofumigatus IBT 16806
Lineage: Eukaryota; Fungi; Ascomycota; Eurotiomycetes; Eurotiales; Aspergillaceae
Exons: 1
Source: RefSeq, a predicted model, not a curated record